AUGGAAUCGGAAUCGGUGACGCCAGAAUUACUACGACUGUCAUCUACACCACUUUCACCAUUAGAAUAUUUUACUGAUUCAACAAAUACAAUCAAUCAUCAAUCUGAUGUUAUUUUAAUCGUUGGAAAAGAAAAAUUUUAUUGUCAUCGUUUAUUGUUAUCAUUAGUUUCACCUGUAUUUCAACGUAUGUUCGACGGUCAAUUUAAAGAACAUAAUGAACGAGAAAUUGUUUUAGAAGGUAAAUCAAGUGAAGCAAUACUUGAUUUAUUAAAAUAUAUUUAUCCACAAUUUAAUGGUCAGAUUACAGAUGAUAAUAUUGAAAAUUUUCUUCAAUUAGCCGAUGAAUAUAUGAUUGAACAUUUAAAAAAACCAUGUAAAGAUCUUUUAAUUAAACAACUUCAAUUAUUUAAAUUUGUUGCACUUCCAACACAACAAAAACUAGAACAACCAUCAACUAAAUCAAAAAGUUUUCAUGCAAGUGAUUCAGCAUUAGAUACACCACGAACUAAUGAUGACAGUGUAUUAACACGUAGAACACCAGGAAAUUCUCAUGGAAUGCACCGACCAGCUUCAAGUUCUCGACCCCAUGCAUCAAAAUCAACUUCAAGUUAUCUUAAAUCAGGUGAUAAAUCAGGAUCAUCAUCCAAUACACAUCCUCGUUAUGUACUCUUUCUUGAUAAGACUCGAAUGCCGACUUUCUAUGAUACAAAUAACACACGUAUUCUAUUUACUAAUAACGAACUCGAAAUAUGGCUUCGUCGUUUACGUAUUCUUUAUCAAGUAGAUAAAGGUCGAAAUUAUGGUGAAAUUAUUGAUCAUAUUCUAAGUAUACUUCAAUUUAUACCUGCUAAUUUACUUUUACCACGUACACAUAUUACAAUGGAUACUUAUGCAGUCGAUGAAAUUAUGCUCAAUGAUAUAGCUCGUGCACGAAUGUAUAUGCUAGAAGAUUGGGCUACCGAUGGUCAACCACAUCGUUCAGUAAAUUUAACUGAAUCCUAUCGAACAUUUUCUCCUACUGCUUUGAUAUUUAAUCAACAAACAACUACAACUGUAAUUGAAGAACCUCUUUCUCAAACAACUAUAGGCAGAACACUUGAUUAUCAAGAAGAAACAUUAUCAUCUGAUACAGAUACUGACUAA
This is a messenger RNA of Adineta steineri, 1143 nucleotides long. The record is from the annotation of a GenBank genome assembly. Lineage: Eukaryota; Metazoa; Rotifera; Eurotatoria; Adinetida; Adinetidae.